Gloeophyllum trabeum ATCC 11539 is the source of this 2088-nucleotide messenger RNA. Its product is annotated as FAD/NAD P-binding domain-containing protein. Lineage: Eukaryota; Fungi; Basidiomycota; Agaricomycetes; Gloeophyllales; Gloeophyllaceae. Gene Ontology annotation, molecular function: electron-transferring-flavoprotein dehydrogenase activity; iron-sulfur cluster binding. Gene Ontology annotation, cellular component: mitochondrial inner membrane. Gene Ontology annotation, biological process: electron transport chain. The coding region runs from base 66 to 1880 and encodes 604 amino acids. The record is from RefSeq and is a predicted model, not a curated record. The transcript is spliced from 5 exons.
CGGCCACCAAUAGUCUGCCGGUGGUUGGCAAAGCCCCUCAGCUAACCGCCUCGACGUCCACGGCGAUGUUGCGUUCGGGUCGCUACAAGUCGCUCGCUGUACGGCAGCUCCGGUUUCUGCACAGCAGUGCUCGGUGUCGGCGCGAGCUGUUCGACCCCAACAACGUCGAAAGGCCAUCAGACGAGGUGGAUGUGUGUAUCGUUGGUGGGGGACCUGCGGGCCUGAGUGCUGCCAUCCGGCUGAAGCAGCUGGAGCAGGAGAAGGGGAGGGAGGUCCGUGUGGUAGUGCUGGAGAAGGGGGCGGAAAUUGGGUCACAUAUUGUAUCUGGCGCAGUCAUCGAGCCCCGAGCGCUGAACGAACUACUGCCGUCCUGGUCCGAGCGGGAUGACCACCCGCUCACGCAGCCCGCGCUCUCCUCCUCCAUGCGCUUCCUCACGCCCACGCGCUCCUUCCCGAUGCCCCACCCCCCGCAGAUGUCCAACAAGGGUAACUACAUCCUCUCGCUCUCGCGCUUCACCGCGUGGCUCGGGGGCAUCGCGGAGGAGCUCGGCGUCGAGGUGUACCCGGGCUUCGCCGGUGCGGGCGUCGUCUACUCCGCGGACGGGAAGAGCGUGCUGGGCGUCAGGACGAACGAGGUCGGGCUGGACCGCCAGGGCCGCAUGAAGGAGACGUUCGAGCCGGGCAUGGAGUUCCGCGCGCGCGUAACACUGCUCGCGGAGGGCGCGCACGGGUCGCUCACGAAGGAGGUGUGCAAGCGAUUCGAAUUGCGAAAGGAGAGCGACCCACAGACGUACGGGAUCGGGCUGAAGGAGGUGUGGCGCGUCGAUCCGGCGCAAUAUAGGCCCGGCGAGGUCGUGCACACGAUGGGCUGGCCGCUGGACGCCAAGACGUACGGCGGCGGGUGGGUGUACCAUAUGGCGGACGGGCUGGUGAGCCUUGGGUUGGUCGUCGGCCUGGACUACGCCAACCCGUACUUGAGUCCGUAUAAUGAGCUGCAGCGAAUGAAGCACCACCCGUACUUCGAGAAGCUCCUGUCGGGCGACGCGACGCGGAUCGCGUACGCCGCGCGCACGCUGAACGAGGGCGGGCUGCAGUCCGUCCCACGGCUGCACUUCCCCGGCGGCGCGCUGAUCGGCUGCUCGGCGGGGUUCGUCAACGUGCCCAAGAUCAAGGGCACGCACAACGCGAUGAAGUCGGGCAUGCUCGCAGCCGAGGCCGCCUUCGCCGCGCUCGAGUCACCGUCCGAGUCCGAGGCGGCAGUGGACAUGAGCGCGUACGAGGCCGCCCUGAAGGAGAGCUGGGUAUGGAAGGAGCUGCACGAGGUGCGCAACCUGCGUCCGAGCUUCAACACGCCGCUCGGCAUCUGGGGCGGCCUCGCGUACUCGGGGCUAGACACGUUUGUCCUGAAGGGCCGCACGCCCUGGACGUUCCGCAACCGCCAGCGCACGACCGACGCGGCGCACACGAAGCCCACGGGCGCCCCGGGCGUCAAGCCGAUACAGUACCCGCCGUUCCGCCCGCCGCUGAGCACGGACCUGCUGACGUCGCUCGCCCUGACGGGGACGAACCACGCGGAGGAUCAGCCGGUGCAUUUGCGGGUGACGAAGGAGGGGUUGGAGGGCGCGGAGGUGAGGAAGGAGCAUGUAAGACGGAAUGUGGGGGAGUUUGCGGGGCUCUUGGGGAGGGCGUGUCCUGCGGGGGUUUAUGAGUAUGUGGAGGACGAGGAGAAGGCGCGGGAGGCGGGGUGGGAGGGGAAGGCGUUGGUGAUCAAUUCGCAGAAUUGUAUACAUUGCAAACUUUGUGAUAUCAAGGUGCCGACGCAGGAUAUCAAUUGGACCGUGCCGGAAGGCGGGGGAGGGCCGAAAUACACGAUUACAUAAUAUUUAUUACCAUUGCAAAUGUAGCAUAUGCUUGGAUACUGAAAGUACAGCACCGAGACCUUGGACUGUUCCUGUGUGGACCAGUGGUUUCAAGAGACCGGAAACAGUCAGCCCUCAGACUACCCUCAAUGGGUCGCAAUAAGCUGACUUCGCCGGCAUGAGAUUGCAAGUGGGAGAAAUGUGGGAGGUACGGGAGACGGGUGGUCAC